Messenger RNA from Branchiostoma floridae (Florida lancelet), 1882 nucleotides. Its product is annotated as autocrine proliferation repressor protein A-like. Bases 1 to 1476 code for a protein of 491 amino acids. The record is from RefSeq and is a predicted model, not a curated record. Lineage: Eukaryota; Metazoa; Chordata; Leptocardii; Amphioxiformes; Branchiostomatidae. The transcript is spliced from 15 exons.
AUGUCUGCGGAGAGCGUUUGUUCGGUCCUGUUCCUGCUACUGUUUGUGGCGUUUGUUCCGCCCAGUGUACUGACCACCCCGCUGGACGACUACGUCAACAAGCCGGACCCUCACUACUCCUACCACGAGGUGUUGGAAUGGCGUCUGAAGGGUCCCGGUUACACCAUGUACCUCCUCAACAUGACCUCACAACAAUGGCUCACAGAAGAGGAAGUUAGCCGCCCGAUCUGGUGGCACUUCCUGACCGUCACUAUCCCAGACAACAUCACCCACCCUGAGGCCGGGUUUAUGUUCAUAGAACAAGACGAUAAUGAAAACCCGGAAAGCCUUCCCAACUAUAACGACAACUUCAUCGACCUGACCCAAAUGUUUGCGGUGUCAACAGGAAGUGUCAGCGCGGACUUGAAACAGAUACCAAACCAAAGUAUCCUGUUUAAGAACGAUUCACUACAAAAGAGCCGAUCAGAAGACGCCAUCAUCGCGUACACGUGGAAACAUUUCCUGGACAACCCGGACCAGCCCGACUGGCUGCUCAGGAACCCUAUGACAAAGGCAGCUGUGCGGGCGAUGGACACAGUGCAAGACUUUGUGAAGAAAAUGACGGGGAAUCAGCCGGAGAAGUUUCUGGUGGCAGGAGCGUCAAAGCGCGGUUGGACCACGUGGACCACUGCUGUGGUAGACAAGAGGGUGUUCGCUAUAGUCCCUAUUGUCAUGGAUCUCCUGAACAUGCAAAAGAAUCUGCACCACUUUUACCGAACACUGGGAGGUUGGACGUUUGCCUUUGGUGACUACUAUGACAUCAACAUCACAGCUCGGCUUGACGAUCCGAAUUUCGAGAAAAUGGCAGCCAUCAUUGACCCACUCGCAUAUAAAGAUCGCCUGACGAUGCCUAAGUACAUCAUUGGCUCGGGAGGUGACGAGUUCUUCAUGCCGGAUGAUUCCUACUUCUACUGGGACCAGUUGGAAGGAGAGAAGUAUAGAAGGUGGAUACCAAAUGCUGAACACACUAUGGCGGGUCAUGAAAUCAGCCUGUUCUUUGGAAUCCGGACGUUUUUCCUCAGUCUGGUUGAGGACUCACCCCGACCAAAGAUGACGUGGACGAGACAAACGGGCACAACAAGCGGGAUGAUAACACUACACACUAACAUAAAACCUAUGAACAUCCAGUCCUUCCACGCUCGCACACUUGAUGGGAAAAGACGAGACUUCCGACUGGUAAAUCAGCCGCCCGGAGAGACGAAACCACAGCCGCACCCCGUCAUCUGGCUGCCUCAGGACGUGCAGGAUAUGGGAAACGGAACGUACGUUGCAGAGUUUGAUAUCCCUGCUGUCGGGUGGCUGGCGUUCUUUAUACAGGCCACGUUCCCGGCUCCCCAUGGAACUGCUCUUGAGUUCACCACCGAGGUGCACAUCAUUCCGGAGACAUUCCCCUUCCCAGAGUGCCACGGGGCAGACUGCAGGGGAACUCUACUCUAGAACCAUCACCUUGGGUUAUCUGUUUCUGAAAGUGCCUCAUUGAGGUUCUUAACACACACCUUAAACAUGUUGUUUGUACGGGAGAAGGCUUUUGGAAUAUACACAAGUCAAUCAUAGUCAAUGCACGCAAUACAAUAUGACAGUAGCGGACCACGCUGCCGUCUGGUUAUAACAAGUUAGCAAAUGAUAAUAACCUACAAACGAAUACUGGUAUAAUGUUAACAAAGCAAUUUUUGUGUGUUCUGUUACAGCAGUUUUGGUAUCCGGAGACUUUUACUAGAAAACUAUUCCUCAUGGCUUCUUAAGAAUCUCACUGAUAGUCAUUGUCAGUAAAUGAUGAUUAUACGAGACAAAUGUUGAACGAAGACAAAAAAAUUCCAUUGUUUCAGUAAACUUCUUCCAUCUG